Camelus dromedarius (Arabian camel) is the source of this 4143-nucleotide messenger RNA. RefSeq names its product growth factor independent 1 transcriptional repressor (gene GFI1). Lineage: Eukaryota; Metazoa; Chordata; Mammalia; Artiodactyla; Camelidae. The coding region runs from base 1673 to 2935 and encodes 420 amino acids. The transcript is spliced from 7 exons. The record is from RefSeq and is a predicted model, not a curated record.
UCCCACCCUGGCGGGGGCGGCCGCGGGAGCAGGCUGGGCGCCCGCACUGCGGGGGUGACCAGAGGGCGCCGCGGGGUUCCCACCGGCGGCCGGCCGCCCUUGAGGAGCCCAGAGAGAGCUAUCCUCUGGGUCCCCGCGCGACCCGCACCGCGGGGCUGGGGUCUGGCGCAAAGGACGCGCGCCUGGCUGUUGGUAGUUCUGCAGGGGCGCGAGAUCCACCGGGAAGGAAACAUCUAGUCGGGAGGCAGUGGCAACUGGGCCCAGGAGGCUGCCCGCUCCGCACCUCGCGCUCCCGCCUUCCCAGGACCUGACGGUGAAGCCAGGCCCGGCCAGCCCGCGCGCGCUAAGGGGCCCGACCCGCCCCGCUCCGCCCCUGGCCGCCAGCUGCUGCGAGAGGUCGCCUUCCCACGCGCUCAGCCCUCGGCCCUACUGCUCCUCCACCGAUUCCACCCUCCCAGGAACAGACAGAGCCAGCCGGGGUGCGAGAGAGGCGCGGGGCCGCGGCCCGGGCCGGGGGUCUGCUUCCGCGCCAGCCUGAACGAUCCCGCGCGGUCCCAGCCUAGAUUCAGCGGUGGCGCCGGCAGCUCACCCCCUGCCUCCCCGCCCCCGCCCGCUGCGCGCCAACGCAGACCCAGGCCGCAGGGCCCUCGGGACUUUUUCACCCAGUUUUCCUUUUCCUCUGAGUUUCAUGGUUGUUUAAGAAAUUGGGUUUUGCGUUUGUGGUGUUUAAGUAUACAGCCGACCGAAGGGCUCACGCCGGGGCUCAGGGGAAAAUGAAGGCAGAACCGCGCGCUAGGGCAGCCCAGCACCCUGAAGCCCAGGUCCUAGGGGCCGACCCAGACACAAGAGGGAGGCACCCUCACCCCUAGGAGCCUCCUGGCGUUUAGGACGCGGGAGAUGCCACUUGGGACUUCGCUACUUGUCCCAGCCGUCUUUUCUCCCAAGCUUGUCCCCACUGUUCCUCCGAGGAAGGGGACGCAAUAGGGCGUGCGAAGAGAACCCGUUUUGAGCCCAGAGAGCCGGCGGGCAGACCUAGACCCUGUCCUACAUCCUGCCCUGGGAGCCGCGCGGCCCCUGGUCAGGCAGCCUAACGCGCGAAGCCCGAGCACGAGAGGGUCCUGCUCCGGCCCGGGAUGCCCAGCGCCCUUGUUGCUCCCUGAACUAGACAAAGACCUCGGAGAACCGCGGCGCCCGAAGAGCUUGUAGCUCGCAUGUGAACCCGGCCCCCAUCGCCUUCACCCCGAGAGGAAGGCAGAUUCGUUUUGCCCAUACCUCCUAGCCCGCCUGGUCCCGCCCCCGGAUCGAGCCCAGAGCAGGAGCCGGAGGCGCUGCCCCGCCUCCCCGCCGGGCUCAGGUUUCGACCCCGGGAUUAUGUGAACUGAUUGGGGGGUUAAUGAGAGCAGCGUAGCAGGCAGCCAGCUCCCUCCCAGGCCCGCGCCCGGAGCCCGGCUCUGUGGCUACUACCGGAGCACCCUGCGCUUUCCUGCGUCCUCUAAACUGUUGGUUCUCCGCGGACUCCGGACACCGCGCGUUUCCCAGCCACCGCGCGCGAAUCCGGCUCGACUUCCCCAGGGUCUCCGCCUGGCUGGGGCUGAGCAAGAAUUCGGGUAACGGUGGGCUGACUGCGGCUUCAGGAACCCUUGGAACCGAGUGGGGAGCGCGCCCGACCACCAUGCCGCGUUCGUUCCUUGUCAAGAGCAAGAAGGCUCACAGUUACCACCAGCCGCGCUCCCCGGGACCCGACUAUUCUCUUCGCCUGGAGAAUGUGCUGGCGCCGGGCGGAGCAGACAGCACCUCGAGCGCAGGUGGGGCCAAGGCGGAGCCCCGGGGCCGUUUGUCCCCCGAGUCUCAGCUGACCGAGGCCCCUGACAGAGCCUCCGCGUCCCCUGGCAGCUGUGAGGGCAGCGUGUGCGAUCGGAGCUCCGAGUUUGAAGACUUCUGGAGGCCUCCGUCGCCCUCUGUGUCUCCAGCCUCGGAGAAGUCGGUGUGCCCGUCGCUGGACGAGGCUCAGCCCUUCGCGCUGCCCUUCAAGCCGUACUCGUGGAGCGGCCUGGCGGGCUCCGACCUGCGGCACCUGGUGCAGAGCUGCCGGCCUUGCGCGGCCCUGGAGCCCGGCGCCGGCCUGGGCCUCUUCUGCGAGCGCGCCCCGGAGCCAGGCCACCCCGCGGCGCUGUACGGCCCGGAGCGGGCUGCGGGCGGCGCGGGCGCCGGGGCGCCCGGGGGAGGCGGCGCGGGGAGCGGCGCUGCCGGCGGCGCGGGCCCGGGCCUCUACGGCGACUUCGGGCCCGCGGCGACAGGACUGUACGAGAGGCCGGCGGCGGGCGUGCUGUACCAGGGGCGCGGCCACGGGCUGCACGCAGACCAGGGCGCCGGCGUCAAGGUGGAGUCGGAGCUGCUGUGCACCCGCCUGCUGCUGGGUGGCGGCUCCUACAAGUGCAUCAAGUGCAGCAAGGUGUUCUCCACACCGCACGGGCUCGAGGUGCACGUGCGCAGGUCCCACAGCGGCACGAGACCGUUCGCGUGCGAGAUGUGCGGCAAGACCUUCGGGCACGCGGUGAGCCUGGAGCAGCACAAGGCCGUGCACUCGCAGGAACGGAGCUUUGACUGUAAGAUCUGUGGCAAGAGCUUCAAGAGGUCGUCUACGCUGUCCACACACCUGCUCAUCCACUCAGACACCCGGCCCUACCCCUGUCAGUACUGUGGCAAGAGGUUCCACCAGAAGUCCGACAUGAAGAAACACACCUUCAUCCACACGGGUGAGAAGCCCCACAAGUGCCAGGUGUGCGGCAAGGCGUUCAGCCAGAGCUCCAACCUCAUCACCCACAGCCGCAAGCACACAGGCUUCAAGCCCUUCGGUUGCGACCUGUGUGGGAAGGGCUUCCAGAGGAAGGUGGACCUCAGGCGGCACCGGGAGACACAGCACGGGCUCAAAUGAGCACCUGGCCGCACGCACAGCUACACAACACUACGGAGGGCAGCCCCCACUUGCCACCAGCAGCUUCCGCAGAUCCCACCAGCGAGAUCCCCCUUCACCCUCCUCCCUGGAGCCGCCAGAGGGGAUGUUACCCUUUCAAAGCUCAGCCUGGAGUGGGAACCAAAUGACUCACUGCCCUUUGGACACACCAAAUAGGCUUCUCCACUCCUGCAGUCUCAAAGUCGAGAGGUGAUCAGAUAAAACUUUGGGCCUUACAGCCCUUCCCACUCCAGCCCUGUCCCACAGGCAGAUAGGGUGGUCCUUAAGCUUGCUUCCCUCCUUCUCUGACCUGCUCUACACAUGUGCAUGGAAGAGGAGGGACGACCAUUUGCAAGGCAGACACGUGCUAAUGUUUUGUCUGGAAUGAAGAACAAGUGUUUUGCUUUUACUCUUCUGGGGAGUCUGUCAACCCCUUCCUGCUGGGUGCUGCCUACGAAGCUCGGAGGAAUCCUUUCUCCCGUUUGAAGACUGGUUCAGAAACUGACUUGGGGAAGGACUGUCCUACUUUUGAAAUUACAAGAUCCACCGUCGUGCCUGCCCUAAGAAGGAGCAGAAGAACAGUGGACUUGGUGGUGAGAGAUUAGAGGUCCUCCCUGCAGGAGGCCUGUGGAGGCUUCCUCAGAGGCGGUGGAAGCACAGAGUGAUGCCUUUGGACACGAUGCGUCCAUUUACUUAGCAAAUGCUCCCGACCACCAGUUACCACGGUACCAGGUCCUGUGCUGGGUACUGGGGAGCCAGAGAGUAAAGUCUCAGCCUUGGCCUCUGCCCUUCGAAAAGCUAACCGUCACACCUGCAGGUAGCUGGGUCUGUUCUUUCUCUCCAAAGGAAUUCUAAGAAGACAAAAUAGAAUGUUGAAUCUACCCUUCUCACCGUUUGGAUUUUAUCAAGCAAAUUGAAAAAUAGCUGAACAGAUAGUUCAAAGGUUCUCGUGUGUAUAUUCAGUUUUUUUAUUGUUAAACUGGUAUUUUUAAGAUGUCUAAGCUAACAGGCAUGUGGGAGUGAAGGCUCUGUCUUCAACUCUUUGAACCCUCCAUAUGUAAGAGACAAAAAGUGGUAUUUUUACUUUGUUGAAGUUUCUAAAUGUUUUUAAACCUUCUGGAGUGCAUUAUGUUUGUUAAUACAUAUUUAUUAGAGUGAUGUUUUAAGUUAAUAAAGUAUUAAGACUCUUA